Messenger RNA from Aspergillus chevalieri, 2916 nucleotides. RefSeq lists its product as uncharacterized. The record is from RefSeq and is a predicted model, not a curated record. Bases 1 to 2916 code for a protein of 971 amino acids. The transcript has 2 exons. NCBI's taxonomy places the organism in Eukaryota, Fungi, Ascomycota, Eurotiomycetes, Eurotiales, Aspergillaceae. Gene Ontology annotation, molecular function: protein binding.
AUGGGCUGUAUUGGGCUGAGGAAACUACUGUUCGGAAAGAAGCCACCACCCGAAAAUAAUAAUCAGCCAGCAAACACUGUCGUUGCCAAUGGCGCAGCUGCUAAUCAGCCAGCUCAAGAAGACACUGUGAAUGUGGUCGAUGAUUCACCGGGCAAGGAGAAAUUGACUCGUGGUGAAUCUCUCUGGGACCAGGCAUAUAAGCAACUCGAUCAGGGCUUGGUGAAUGAAUAUGAGAAAUUAUUGGCAGAACAAAGAGAACGGAUCGAUGAUUCUAGCAAGAAUGCGACCAAUGAGAAGAAUGAGACAAAUCGCCAACAAAACCUGGAUAUUAUCAUCGAACACGGCCUGGAGCGUGCACAAAGCCAAAAGACAGAUAUUCAGGAGGGCUUGGCCCAGGCUGCAGGCUGGGUUCUGUCCGUCAAAGACUUCAUUGGUGAAGCUGUCAAGGCAUCGCCAGAAGCGUCGAUGGCAUGGGCUGGUGUCUGCAUUGUCCUGCCCUUGCUGACGAAUCCUCAUAGUGCCACAGAGGCUAAUAAGAGUGGAUUUACUUAUGUGACUGGUCGCAUUCGCUAUUACGUCGAAUUGGAGCGGAUAUUGUGGUCUACUUCCAGCCAGAACUCCGAUCAUGCUGGGUUGAAAGAACAACUCAAUGCCAACAUAGUCACGUUGUAUCAACACAUCUUGCAGUUCCAGGUGAAGAGUGUUCUGCGUUUCCAUAGCAGCUGGAAGCGAACCUUUGUUGGUGAUAUCUUCCAACCGGAAAAUUGGAGCGGAAUGGUGUCGUCGAUCAAAGACCUCGAAAAGAUUGUUCAGCAAGAUGCCGCAACGAUUAGCAACGAGGUAUCCCGACAGCAUAUAAACCAGGUUGAGGAAAAUACUCGCCACAAUUUUGAGUCGAUGCAAAAGCUUCUUCCACUGGCUCAGCGGCAUCUCGAAGUUGAUAUCGAGAAACUCGAUAUCCAGCGCCAGAUCUAUGAGAAAUCAUUGUCGGAUGAUCAACGCAAAUGCAGGCAGCUAUUCCGUCUGGCCAGAAACGACAAGGACUCGUCAUAUGAAUCGUACAAGAGCAGAGUCGCGGAUCGACUCGAGGGCACCUGCGAAUGGUUUUUGGAACAGCCUCAUCUUGGGCAGUGGCUGGAGGAUGAUAAAGGCCUGUUGAUUGUUUCAGCAGAUCCUGGAUGUGGCAAGUCUGUUCUGGCAAAGCAUCUCAUCGACAAUGUGUUGCCCCAGUCCAAUCCAUCGGCCACGAUAUGCUACUUCUUCUUCAAGGAUGGAGAACAGAAUACGCAGAAGCAAGCCAUCUGCGCAUUACUACACCAGAUUUUUACCAGCAAGCCUCAUUUGAUCGAACUUGCAAUGAAAAAUUUCAGAGACAACGGAGAAAAACUGGUCAACGUGUCCUCUGCGCUCUGGGAUAUCUUUUCCCAGGUAAUCAAUGACCCUGCUAUGGGGCAGACCAUCUUCGUUUUGGAUGCUCUAGAUGAAUGCAAGGAAUCCGAAUUAAUCGACUUGACAGACAAGAUCAAGUCCAUUCAAAACGAUGGUGAAGCUAGGGCUAGAUUUUUCCUUACCAGCCGGCCGUACGAAAACAUUAUAUCGCAAUUCCGUGAGCUCAUUAAGAAUUCCCCCCACAUUCACAUACCGGGAGAGAAUGAAUCCGACAAGAUUACCCAAGAAGUGAACAUCGUCAUCAAACAUCGUGUUGGGCUACUGGCUCAAAAGAAGGAUCUCUCUGCCGACAUCCAAAGCUACUUGGAAGAGCGACUGCUUCAAAUGAACCACCGCACAUACCUCUGGGUCCAUCUUGUUUUCGAUUAUUUGGAGAAACAACACUUCAAAAAAGCCAAAACAGGCAUUGACGAAGUUUUCAUCGAUAAGCUCCCCAAGAACGUCAACGAUUCAUAUGCCAAAAUCCUCAGUAGGUCAGGGGACAUAGGCAUGGCGCGAAAGGCCUUUUGCAUUAUGCUGGCUGCAUCCCGCCCCUUAACCUUGACAGAGAUGAACAUUGCUGUCAAUCUAGACCGCGAAUCGGAUGAGCUGGAUCUUGAAUCAGAUGAAGACUUUCAAGUCUCAUUGCAAAGCUGGUGCGGUUUGCUUCUUUCUGUGAACGACAAAAAAGUGUUCUUUCUGCACCAAACAGCACGAGAGUUCCUGGUGCAGGAUAAUGGCUUUGGUCUCAGCAGCGAACAUGGACCAAUCAAUACAAAGGAGGCGCAGGGAGUCCUUGCAGUCAGCUGCAUCACAUAUAUCGACAAAUUCAUGCCCCAGGUUGAUCAGACCCAGUCAGCAGAUCCAACUUCAAUCGAUCUCAAUAGAGCCUUCUCAAAAUAUUCUGCUGAAAACUGGCAUCCUCAUAUCCAGGCUGCAAGACUGGAAGAUGACGAGAGGCUGGAACCAUGCCUUAGCAGAAUAUGUGAUCCGAAAUCCGAUGUCUAUGCUUCUUGGUCCGAGCUGACCUAUUUGGUUGCCAAUCCGCCCGCCGAUGAACGUGACCUGCGCAAUACAUUGUGGAUGGCCGCCAACCUUGGCAUAACCUCAGUUGUGAAGAGGAUCCUUCAACAUGAGAAGGAGAUCGAAGACGCCGAGGAUUAUUGGAUUGGCCGUAAGAUUGCCAACGCAGCUGCAUCCUCUGGCAAUGUCGAGGUUGUAAAGCUCCUGUUUGAAUGUGGGAAAAUACGGUGGGAUGUGAAGGACAACAACGAUGAGUCUCCGUUUUUCUCGGCCAUCAUGUCAGAAGAUGCAGCAAGCGUGCGAUACUUGCUUGACAAUGGCAAAUUCGACAUCAACCAUACCUGCUAUGACGAUACACCCUUGAUCUUCGCAGUGAGCUACUCAAGUGACGAAAUUGUCAAAAUGCUUUCCAUACAGAGGGCAUCGAUGUCAAUAGACGCGACGACGAAGGGCAUACAGCGCUAG